Monosiga brevicollis MX1 is the source of this 1308-nucleotide messenger RNA. RefSeq lists its product as uncharacterized. Lineage: Eukaryota; Choanoflagellata; Craspedida; Salpingoecidae. The coding region runs from base 1 to 1308 and encodes 435 amino acids. Gene Ontology annotation, cellular component: plasma membrane; cell wall. The transcript is spliced from 2 exons. The record is from RefSeq and is a predicted model, not a curated record.
AUGAACCCCACCUCAGCCUGGAAACGGUGUGUGGCGGCGGCCAUCGUCGUCGCCUGGGUCGUGACCGGCGCCGCCGCUGAUUGCUGCGAUAGCAACAGCCUCGUUUGGACCAUCAACAAUGCCGCCGAUGCUGAAACCUGGCCAGCUGGCACCACCAAAACCCUUGCCGACAUCAACAUAUACUGCACCAACGCCGGGGAGCCGCUGACCAGCUUGGCGUUUAUGGCCGGGCUCGAAGCCAUCCAAGGAUACCUCUCCAUUCAAAACUGCGCCAACCUCACCAGCCUGACCGGGCUCGAAAGUUUACGAGUCAUUGGUGGCUCAGCCUCGCGUGGACUCGUCAUUGAAAACAACGACCAACUCACCGAUCUCAAGGCCCUCGAACAGCUGGAGGCGAUCGAGGACGGCGGCGCCACCGUGCGAUUCAACGCCGAACUUUGUUACAUUUAUCUCUUUGAUUGGGCCCGUGUCGUGCCUGCCACCGACACCAUCACCGUUGAAUACGAGCCCCUGCGGUGCCUCACCGACACGUAUUGCGAUGCCUCUUGCCACUGCGGCUACUGUGCCGGUCCUGGUACCUGCCCGGCCCAGGGAGGAUGCGAGGAGGAUCUGCGCUGGGUCGCCAUUCCCGUCGUUCUGCUCUUCCUCCUCUUCCUCGGCCUUGGGCUUUGCAUCGCCUACAGCUGCAAGCGAGGCUACUGCACCUGUCAAUGCCACGCCAGCCUGCGCCGGUCCCUGCGCAUCAGCCCCCAAACGUCCAUGGCGUUUCCCGAAAAACCCGCUGCCCCUUCCGCCGCCCCGGGUGGCGGCGUCGUGCCCGUCAUGGCCGGAAGCCCACGAGCCAGCGGCCCUGAUGGCAACGCGCCCGUGUCCAACCCCGGCUAUGUGUCUGUUCGCCCCUCCGUCUCUAGCCUAGCAGGCAGCCCCCUGUAUCUGCCACCCUCCCAACAGCCAACCUUCCAGGCCACAUCCCCUCAACCAGCCAGUGCUGCCCCCAACUACACCAACAACUCUGCGGUACAGAUCAAUCCGGCAUCAGCUGCUGGCCCCGUACCCGUGAUUCCAGCCAACUCUGAGAGCAACAAUGCCACUGGCGCUUCCGUCUCACCCGUCCCCGGUGUGGCCCCGGUCCGGUGGCAAUCCCCACAAAGCUCGCUGAGUGUUCGGCGAGCUGGGGGCACUCCACCCUCGGUCAUGCAUCUUCCACGCCUGCGUGGAACCCCUGCACAAAAUCGCGUCGGACUUGCGCCCGCACCUGCGGCUGAGCCGCAGACCGUAACGCAGCCCAAUGCUUCAGAGCAGGCCUAG